Molecule: messenger RNA, 1125 nt
Organism: Naegleria fowleri
Lineage: Eukaryota; Heterolobosea; Eutetramitea; Acrasida; Naegleriidae
Exons: 4
Coding region: 1-1125 (374 amino acids)
Molecular function (GO): protein binding
Source: RefSeq, a predicted model, not a curated record
AUGAAGUCAUCCACUUCUCACUCCCUCAAUACAUCAUCACUCUCCUCCAUGUCUUCGGCGUCAUCGAUCGAUUCAUUAGAAACUCCAUCUUCAUCAUCCAGUGCUAGACAUUCUCACCGUAAUUUGAGCUCCAUCAGCGAGAGUAUUGGCUUGUCUUUUACUGUAUCUAAAAACAAGUUUUUAACGAAUGAUUCUGAAGUGUUUUGUUUAAAAUUUAGUCCAGAUUCCAAAUAUUUGGCUGCAGGAUGCAGUGAUGGAUUAGUCCGAGUAUACACAGUUUCCGAUGGUAAAAAUUUGUACAGUCUUAACACAGCAAAGAAACAACAAUUAUCUCUUCCAGUGACAUCUAUUAAAUUCAAACCGCACUUUGGAUAUGGUUCAUCACAGAAUAUUCUCUUGGUAUCAGGAUCUAAGGGAGUUGUACAACAUUGGCAUGUGACGUCGGAAAAAAUGCUCAAUGAAAUUGUUGAGCAAGAUAAUCAGGUUUACGUGGUUGAUUAUAGAAAGGAUGGUUCAUAUUUUGCAACAGCAGGAAAGGAUUCAACUGUUAGACUCUAUGAUGAGGAGACGAACAUUUGUGUAACACAAAUGCGAGGAGGAAAUGGGGUAACCACUGCUGGACAUACCAAUAGAAUAUUCUCUCUCAAGUUUCAUCCUAAUGAUGACAACAUUAUCAUUACGGGAGGUUGGGACAAUACUGUCCAAAUUUGGGAUAAGAGAAUGGAUUAUGCAGCUCGAAGAAUUUUUGGACCUCAUAUUUGUGGAGAUGCCAUUGACGUCGAUAUUAAUAAUACUUUGCUCACAGGAUCUUGGAGGUCAGAGGAGCAACUACAACUGUGGGAUUUUGGAUCUGGUAAAUUAAUUGAGAAUAUCAACAUUCCUCAUUCAGGUGGUCAACAUACAUUGAACGCAUAUUGUGCUCAAUUUGGUGACAGCUCAGGUUCACUGAUAGGUGUUGGAGGAUCUGGAACAAAUGAAGCCCUUAUUCUAUCGAGAGGAUCUGGAAAGGUAGUUGGAGCAAUCAGAGAGCUCGAACGAGCUGUCUUUUGUCUGUCGUUUUCAUCAAGCCAAAAUCACUGUGCUGUUGGCACAGGCUCUGGAUCCAUUUUCCUCUUGCAUAAGUAA